AUGAUAUAUAAAGUGGGGUGGUUAACGACAAAGUCAAUGGAUAUUAUAAACAUUAUAUACUUAGAUCAGUUUUCUGAUCAUCGUAAUUCAAAAUCUCAUGAGGACACAACUGGUAUGGAAAUUAUUAGGCAGCUUAAUGGAUGGGUAGGCGCAUAUUUUGGUGUUGUCGGUAUUGGUGGGAUAGUCAUUGGCACUGGCCGAUUAUUGAAAGAAAGGUGUAAAUCACGAAGAAUUGGAGUUGACGUCAAAGGAGGAAUUAUUAAGCAUAGGUUUGAUGGUGAUACAAACCGUCUUCAUCGGCCAUUUAACACCUGCAAUACAGGAUGCGUCUUAGCUGGUAUUAAAAUUUAUUUGAACAUGUUAGAUAAUGAAUCGACUAAUAGCCAACGACGUAUUCAAGGACCUAUUGUUGCUGUGGCUGCUGAUACGGGAAUGAAGUAUACGGGUUCUUCGCUCGACACAGAAUUUUUAGACAGACAUCAAAUUCAACAUAUUCUAUACGCUAAAACGAAAACAAAUUAG
Didymodactylos carnosus is the source of this 522-nucleotide messenger RNA. NCBI's taxonomy places the organism in Eukaryota, Metazoa, Rotifera, Eurotatoria, Philodinida, Philodinidae. The record is from the annotation of a GenBank genome assembly.